This is a messenger RNA of Nicotiana tabacum (common tobacco), 1287 nucleotides long. Its product is annotated as G-type lectin S-receptor-like serine/threonine-protein kinase SD2-5. Gene Ontology annotation, biological process: protein phosphorylation. Gene Ontology annotation, molecular function: protein kinase activity; ATP binding. The record is from RefSeq and is a predicted model, not a curated record. NCBI's taxonomy places the organism in Eukaryota, Viridiplantae, Streptophyta, Magnoliopsida, Solanales, Solanaceae.
AUGGGUAACUGCGUACUGUUGAAUCAAGUGUUUUCGCUCUUGAACAAUGAUGGAGCACUCAAUAAAACCACUCUUUUUAUCAAGGUGCAGAACUCUUCUAACCUACAAGCCUCUCCAUCGCUUGCGUCUUCAGAGAAGAAACCAAAGCGUGUGGCAACGAUAGUACGAUCCGCUAUUGGAGCUUCGUUUGGUUUGCUUUUCAUGGUUUUAACUUGCUUUGACUUUCUUUCCAGAAGGAGAAAAGGACUCGAGGAAGUGGAGGAAGAGUUCCUUGACCAUGUACCAGGAAUGCCUACAAGAUUUUCUUUUGAGGAACUAACUGUUAUGACAGAAAAUUUCAGUAAGAAACUUGGGGAAGGAGGAUUUGGUUCUGUAUUUGAAGGAACAAUGAAUGAUGGCACUAAAAUAGCAAUGAAGCGUCUCCAAGGUUUCGGUAAUGUGAAGAAAUCAUUCUUAGCUGAAGUAGCAACAAUAGGUAGCAUUCAACAUGUCAAUCUAGUAAGCCUUGUUGGAUUUUGUGCUGAGAAAUCACACAGGCUUCUGGUUUAUGAAUACAUGACCAAUGUCUCUUUAGAUAGGUGGAUUUUCCGCAGAAAGCAGGAACAAUUUCUCACAUGGGAUGUCAGGAAAAAAAUCAUAUCAGACGUCGCCAAGGGCAUCGCUUACUUACAUGAAGAUUGUAACAACAAAAUUAUCCAUUUGGAUAUCAAACCUCAGAACAUUCUUCUUGAUCAUAAUUUCAAUGCAAGAGUAUCAGAUUUUGGGUUAUCAAAGCUCGUGGGAAAAGAUGAAAGUAAGAUAGUUACAACAAUGAGAGGAACACCAGGAUAUUUAGCACCAGAAUGGUUGAACUCAGUCAUUACAGAGAAAGUAGAUGUUUAUAGCUUUGGAGUUGUGAUCUUGGAAAUCAUCUAUGGCCGAAAGAAUUUGGAUCGUCUUCAAGAUGAGAAUGAUAUGCAUUUGCUAGGUUUGUUCAAGAGAAAAGCAAAAGAGAUACAACUCUUGGAAAUGGUGGACAAGAACAGUGAGGAUAUGCAGCUCCACAACGAAGAGGCUGUGGAAAUCAUGAAGAUUGCAGCAUGGUGUUUACAAAGUGAUUAUACUAAGAGGCCUUCGAUGUCAUUGGUAGUUAAGGUGUUGCAGGGUUUAGUGGCUGCUGAAACUGACUUGGAUUACAGCUUUCCAUAUCCACCAUUGAGAAGAAGAGUUGCCGAAGAUAAUCAAGAAAGGGAAGCUGCGGUUUGUAUCAGCUUACCAGUUCCUUCAGAGUUAUCAGGACCUAGGUAA